AUGAGCACUGUGACUAAUGAAUCGAAGAAGAAGGAAACUAUCGAUAAGGCACUAAUACAGUAGUAAAGGGAAUAGUUAAAGCAGACGGUUUUGGAAAGAUUUAUUAAAGAUUUCGGUAAGAGCAACAAAACAAAAAUAUAAAUAAUUACUUAAAUAGUGAAUGAUUAUUUUACAAAAACCAGAGUCACUGACGUGACUUUGAAGACUCUUAAAUAAUAAGUUUAAUAAGCAAUUCAAAAUGUAGGAUCAACAACGCAAUCCUAGGCUGAAAAAUCAAUAUAGGAAUCAUAAGUCACUCAACAACAGCAAGCACAGCAUGUUCCAUAGUAAAAGCCUCCUAGCAGUCAAUCUAGAAAAUCAAAUAAAUAACAAUUAUAACAAUAAUAAGUGUAAUAAUAUAACUAAGAUGCGCACUCUGAAAUAUCAUCCAAAGCUCCGAAAUCUGUGUAUAUGAUGGAAGGCGAUGAGGAUGAUGAAUGGGCUACGUUAGUUAAGUUUGACACUGAAUUAUAUAAGAAGGAGAAGGAACUGGAGAAUGUAAGGAAACAGGAAUUCAAAAAGAAGAUAAAGAAUGAAUUGGAUAGGUAAAUUGAUGAGAAAUAAAAUAAAAAAUAAGAGGAGUUUUAGGAUGAAGAUGCUUAUGUGAAAUUACAUCAUUAUUAAUUAAAUGUCUAUGAUUAGAGAGAAAAAGAGAAACAAGAUAAUCUUAAAAGCAAAAUAUUUAAUGAAAAAUUAUAGAGAGACAAAUAGGUUAGAGAUGAAUAGCAAAGAAAAAAAGUAGAACAAAAGAAGGAGAAGGAGUUAGAUGGUUUACUUGUUAAAAAGAUUAGAGAGGAAUUGGAAUUAGAAUAGAGAGAAUAACUUAAUAGAAGGAACAAGGAGAGAGAAAGAUUCUUGAGAAUGAUGAAGGAGAAUGAGGAAUAUAGAAAGAAGGCUUUAGAAGAUGCUAAAUUAGAGAAGGAGGCUGAAACUUAAAUGUAAUAACAAUACAUUAAUUUGCAAAAUUAAUUAGAAGAACAAAGAGAUUUGGAAAGGAAACAGAGAGAGGAAAAGAUGAAGAAAGUUAUGGGGAUGUUUGCUGAAGGUGUUGUGAGAGAUUAAAAGGAAUUGAUUAGAUAGGAAGAUGACAAAAUGUUAAGGAAUAUUAUAGCGUAAAAUGAAAGGGAGAAAAUUGAAGAGGAAAAGAAAAAGAUAAAGCAAUUGGAUUAAAGAUAAUAAUUAAGGUCAUUCUUGAAUUCUUAAAUAGAGGAAAAAAAGAGAAGACAAGAAGAAGAAGAGGAAUUAAAUAAGAGAUAAGCUGAAAUCUGGAAGUAGGAUUUGAAUAAUUACAAUGAUCAUGAGAAAAAAAAAUUUGAUUAUAUUAAAGAAGUAAAUUUAAGACAUGCAGAUAUACUAAAGAGUCAAAUUGAAGAAAAGUAAAGUAAAAUUAAGAAGAAAACAACUAAAAUGAACACAGCUGAGUUGCUAUAGAAUAAAGACAAACUUAAAGUAAUUGCUUAAGAAGUCCCAGAACUUGGAGAGAAGGUUAAGAAGAUUGAGAUUUGA
Paramecium tetraurelia is the source of this 1545-nucleotide messenger RNA. RefSeq lists its product as uncharacterized. The transcript is spliced from 6 exons. The record is from RefSeq and is a predicted model, not a curated record. Lineage: Eukaryota; Ciliophora; Oligohymenophorea; Peniculida; Parameciidae.